AUGAAAAUGAAGUCUCCAUUGUAUUUGUGUUUGGUGCUUGUUGGACUUCAAGUACAUGGUCAACAGAGGUCUGUGACUGGACAACAGCAGGAAAAAAGAAUAAUCCAUUUCCUGGGAGACCAUUCCCAGGAUGAAGGCGAAAACUUGGCUCACAUCAAGAUAGCCUCCAGCAACACUGAUUUUGCAUUUAGGCUUUACAAGCAGGUCAGAGAGGAAGCAGGCAACGAGAACAUUUUCUUCUCUCCUUUGAGCAUCUCCACUGCCUUUGCAAUGCUCUCCCUGGGGGCCAGAUCAAGCACACUCAGUCAACUGCACGAAGGCCUUGCCUUCAACCUGACAGAGGUGGAGGAGCAAGAGAUCCAUGAGGGAUUUCAGCGUGUCCUCCAGCUGCUGAAUGACUCUCAUCAAGAAGUCCAGUUGAGCAUGGGCAAUGCCCUGUUCAUAGAUGACCAAAUGAAACUGCUCCAAAAAUUUUUGGAUGAUGUCACAAAUUUCUAUUAUUCUGAAGCUAUUUCUACUAGCUUCAAGAAUUCUACAAAGGCUACAGAGGAAAUCAAUAAGUACAUAGAAACAAAAACCCAUGGGAAAAUUGUUGAUUUUCUCAGGGAACUUGGUGAAAGCACUGUGAUGGUUCUGGUUAACUACAUUUUCUUUAAAGGUUACUGGGAAAAACCAUUCAGCAAUUUGGCCACCAGAAAUGAUGACUUCUUCUUGGAUGCCAAGAAUUCUGUUAAGGUCGAAAUGAUGCAUCAAAGCAAAGCCUUUAACGUCUAUAGGGAUGAUAAGUUGUCUUGCUGGAUAGUAGAAAUCCCAUACAAAGGAAAUGUUGCUGCAUUGUUUGUUCUGCCUGAUGAAGGGACAAUGAAGCAGGUGGAGGAUGCACUGCUAAAAGAAACAGUGUCUAACUGGAUGCAAUCACUUAAACUAAGAGAAAUCUACCUGGACCUUCCGAAAUUCUCUAUCUCUGGCUCCUAUGAUGUUAAGAGCCUGUUUGAGAAAAUGGGUAUAACAGAGGUGUUCAGUGACCAGGCUGAUCUCUCUGGAGUGGCAGAAAAACGUCUUCUAAAGGUUACCAAAGCAACGCACAAGGCCAUGGUGGAUGUUAGUGAGAACGGCACAGAGGCUGCUGCAGUGACUGUGGUAGAAAUAAUGCUAAUGUCUUCAAUGUUUGAAACUCCUCGUCCUCACAUCAAAUUCAACAGGCCGUUCUUGAUGAUGAUUAUGAACAAAGACACCCACAGCAUCCUUUUCAUGGGGAAAAUUGUGAACCCAGCUGCCAAGGGGGACUAG
Messenger RNA from Apaloderma vittatum (bar-tailed trogon), 1290 nucleotides. Its product is annotated as alpha-1-antitrypsin-like. The transcript has 4 exons. NCBI's taxonomy places the organism in Eukaryota, Metazoa, Chordata, Aves, Trogoniformes, Trogonidae. The coding region runs from base 1 to 1290 and encodes 429 amino acids. The record is from RefSeq and is a predicted model, not a curated record. Gene Ontology annotation, biological process: negative regulation of endopeptidase activity. Gene Ontology annotation, molecular function: serine-type endopeptidase inhibitor activity.